Messenger RNA from Mastomys coucha (southern multimammate mouse), 4026 nucleotides. RefSeq names its product dihydrolipoamide S-acetyltransferase (gene Dlat). The coding region runs from base 90 to 2021 and encodes 643 amino acids. Gene Ontology annotation, biological process: pyruvate decarboxylation to acetyl-CoA. The transcript has 14 exons. Gene Ontology annotation, cellular component: pyruvate dehydrogenase complex. NCBI's taxonomy places the organism in Eukaryota, Metazoa, Chordata, Mammalia, Rodentia, Muridae. Gene Ontology annotation, molecular function: dihydrolipoyllysine-residue acetyltransferase activity. The record is from RefSeq and is a predicted model, not a curated record.
GUGCGCGGCUGACGGCAGAGCCGCGCUGCUCUUGGAGAGGUCACUCCGGAGACGGUGGAGCCUUUGGGGCGUGGGGGUCAGUGGCAGUAAUGUGGCGCGUCUGUGCGCGGAGGGCUCAGAGUGCUGUGCCCAGAGCCGGGUUCAGGGCUCGCGGGGCAGCCUUGAAGGAAGGCUCCGGCGCCCCGUGCGGGAGCCCGCGGACCGGCCCCGCUGCGGUUCGUUGCGGCAGUGGGAUCCCCAGCUAUGGGGUCCGCUCGUUGUGCAGCUGGAGCUAUGGCUCCGGGACCAUCCCGCGUAACCGCUUACUGCGACAACUCCUGGGGUCGUCCAGCCGCCGCUCUUACAGUCUCCCCCCGCACCAGAAGGUUCCACUACCUUCCCUUUCCCCUACAAUGCAGGCAGGCACCAUAGCCCGUUGGGAAAAAAAAGAAGGGGAAAAAAUCAGUGAGGGUGAUCUAAUUGCAGAGGUUGAAACUGAUAAAGCUACUGUUGGAUUUGAGAGCCUGGAGGAGUGCUAUAUGGCCAAGAUACUUGUUCCUGAAGGGACCAGAGAUGUUCCAGUUGGAUCCAUCAUCUGUAUCACAGUUGAAAAGCCUCAGGAUAUUGAGGCCUUUAAAAAUUAUACAUUGGAUUCAGCAACAGCUACCGCACAGGCAGCCCCAGCCGCAGCCCCAGCUCCGGCUCCAGCUGCCGCCCCAGCUGCACCUUCUGCAAGUGCUCCUGGUAGCUCCUAUCCUACUCAUAUGCAGAUUGUUCUUCCUGCCCUCUCCCCAACCAUGACCAUGGGCACGGUCCAGAGGUGGGAGAAGAAAGUAGGCGAGAAGCUGAGUGAAGGAGACUUGUUGGCAGAGAUCGAGACCGACAAGGCCACUAUAGGUUUUGAAGUACAAGAAGAAGGUUAUCUGGCAAAAAUCCUGGUCCCUGAAGGCACAAGGGAUGUUCCUCUGGGAGCUCCACUAUGUAUCAUAGUAGAAAAACAGGAAGAUAUAGCAGCAUUUGCAGACUACAGGCCAACAGAAGUGACCAGCUUAAAGCCACAGGCACCACCGCCUGUCCCACCCCCGGUGGCAGCUGUUCCUCCCACUCCCCAGCCUGUAGCCCCUACCCCCUCAGCCACUCCUGCUGGACCAAAGGGAAGGAUCUUCGUUAGCCCUCUCGCAAAGAAGUUGGCAGCAGAGAAAGGGAUCGACCUCACCCAAGUUAAAGGGACGGGACCAGAAGGCAGAAUCAUCAAAAAGGACAUUGAGUCUUUUGUGCCUACAAAGGCUGCUCCUGCUGCAGCAGCUGCCAUGGCUCCCCCGGGUCCAAGAGUGGCACCAGCUCCUGCAGGUGUCUUCACAGACAUCCCCAUCAGCAACAUUCGUCGAGUGAUUGCACAAAGGCUCAUGCAGUCGAAGCAGACGAUACCUCAUUAUUACCUUUCUGUCGAUGUAAAUAUGGGAGAGGUGCUGUUGGUGCGGAAGGAGCUUAAUAAGAUGCUUGAAGGUAAAGGAAAAGUCUCAGUCAAUGACUUCAUCAUAAAAGCUUCGGCUUUGGCCUGUUUGAAAGUUCCCGAAGCAAAUUCAUCUUGGAUGGACACAGUUAUAAGACAAAAUCACGUGGUUGAUGUCAGCGUUGCUGUCAGUACCCCUGCAGGACUUAUCACCCCUAUUGUGUUUAAUGCACACAUAAAAGGACUGGAAACCAUUGCUAGUGAUGUUGUUUCUUUAGCCUCCAAAGCAAGAGAGGGUAAACUUCAGCCUCACGAGUUCCAGGGUGGAACAUUUACAAUCUCCAAUUUAGGGAUGUUUGGAAUUAAGAAUUUCUCUGCGAUUAUUAACCCACCUCAGGCAUGUAUUUUGGCAAUUGGUGCUUCAGAGGAUAAACUGAUCCCAGCAGAUAAUGAGAAAGGCUUUGAUGUGGCUAGUGUGAUGUCUGUUACACUCAGCUGUGAUCAUCGAGUUGUGGAUGGAGCAGUUGGAGCCCAGUGGCUUGCUGAAUUCAAAAAGUACCUUGAAAAGCCUAUAACUAUGUUGUUAUAAUUUACCCGAGAACUUCUACUCUUUCUCUGCUGACAUUAUAUUUAUAUGUUAUUAAACAGGUGGUUCUUUUAAAGUUUCACUAGUUAAUUUUAUUAUUCAGUCCAGAUAAUUUAUUUGUAAUAGACAUAAAUGAAUCUUUUUUAAAUGCCAGUUACACCCAAAUAUUGUACCCCUUUAAUAAUUAAACAUCAAUUUAAAGCUGUGUAUACUCCCAGGGGAGGGACAGGAAGCCUAACUCUUUGGUGAGAAGACCUUCCUGGGGUUAUAGAUGGGUAGGAUUGUGGCUUCCUGCAGACAAGCUCAUAAAAAUGGAUGAGACCUUGGAGUUUAGAGUUUAACCAAUUCAACUUAUUUAAGUGUGAGGGAAACAAAGUCAUGAAAAUUAUUUUUUAUGGGAGGAGUUUGAACAAAAGUUUUACUUUGGAAUCUAACCCUAGUUAAAGUCUCCUGUUACAUGACUUAAGUUUAUCAUUCAAGGAAAAUAAGUGAAACUUUAAGAGUCAUCAUUUUCUUAAACCUCUUCAACCAACUGUUAUUUUUAUAUGAAUCUCUAAAUAAAAUAGCUUUCCCCUCAAGAUAAAGAUAUAAGCCAGCUUCUUGAUAUAAAUGAAAAUUUAUGUAUUUAUUUAUAAACAAUUUCAAUGUAUAACUUGAGAAUUCUGCAGUUUCCUCCAAAUAAAAGAACAUCCAUAUUGAAAUGAACAAGUUGUAGAAGUAGACCUUUCCUUCUGAGGUGAACUGGAUGUUGACUGUACAUGAACCCAGUUAUCACGUUAUAUGUUGACUGUACAUGAACCCAGUUAUGACGUUAUUACUCAAGUUCAGAACUCUGUGGAAUGACUAUAGAAUGUAGAUGGGAGAAGUGUACAUAUGUAAUAUAUGGUUUAGAGUUGUAUAUGUGCCAAAGUUCAUUUAUCAGAUAUUGCCUGAAAGGAAAUGAGAGGAUGUUAGUGGGCAUUUCAUAGUGCUACAUGCAAUGCCAAGCUACUCAAAACGAUAAAGCAGGAGAAUAGUUCAACAAUCUAGCAAGUCUCUGUCUCAGUUAAAAAAAAAAAAAAAUCAAAUAAUACCCAAAACAACACGACAAUCUGUGGUUGGAGAAAGUUUUUUAAAAAGUGUAUAUUCAGCCAAGCGGUGGUGGCGCACGCCUUUAAUCCCAGCACUUGGGAGGCAGAGGCAGGCGGAUUUCUGAGUUUGAGGCCAGCCUGGUAUACAGAGUAAGUUCCAGGACAGCCAGGGAUACACAGAGAAACCCUGUUUCAAAAAACAAAACAAAACAAAAAAGUGUAUAUUCAAGAGUAUCCUCUCACCCCAGUCCUGUCUCGUAUAUAAAGUAAGAGCCCUGAGACCCUACUGGACAGAAAGACUUAGGUAGGCAGGUGGCUUUCUCCCUGGCCAGUGUGCUCUUUCAUUUUACUAUGUUUUACCUUUCUGUUGGAGGAGGGAAGCAGGCUGACACGCAGGAGAGUAAAAAUAAAUUGGGAACAGACUUCCUGUUGAUGUGUUUUUAUAAAUGUUUGAGAUUGUGACUUUAAAAUGACCUUGUGUGUAAUAUGGGGGGCACCCCCUGAAAUUUGACGUGUUUCAUCGGUGUUGAAUCUGUUUCUAAGUGUUCAUUAUCACAUGGUGCACAAGCGACACUCCAAACAGUCCACAAGCCUCCAAUGGUGUGUUUCUGCAGACAGUCCCAUGCAGGGCCUGCCUCCUCAGCACUGAGGCACUGAAAACCGCAGAACGAACAUGCGUAUCACAAGGGCGCACCCUUAGCAUGAGCCAAAUCUGAUCAAAUGUGAAAUCGAAAAAUGACUCAUUCUUUGCUAAUGCUCUUUUGUUCUCUUGAAAGAAAAAUAAAAGGUUGUCAUCUGACAAAAAUGUUCUCAGUUAAGACUAAAUCUCACCUGUAAUCUAAAUCUGGACUCAGAAUGGUAACUGAAAAACGUUAGAAACAGUGUUUUGGGUCAAGAACAAUUGUUUAAAAAUUAAACAUGUUUUCAGUGUGUCUGAA